AUGCACAGAGAUCUUCUCUGUGAAGCCCACUCCAAGGAGAUUUCAAAUUUGGGUUACUGUUCAAAUCAUCAAAAGUUGGCCGAAUCUACAGAUAUGUAUUUUGCUAUUGCUUCAUGUUAUGAUGAACAAGGGGUGGAGAAAAAGAAUGUAACUCAGAUUCUCUCUGAAGUUGUUAGAGAUUUGAGUGUAACAAUUAAGAAAUCAGAGGAAAAUGAUUCUGUUUCUGUAUCUACGAAUGAGUCGAAAGAGUUAGGAGGUGAAGUUGAAAAGGUAGAUGUAGUUUUGUCUAUGGAUAGAGAGAAGGGAAAUAAUGUGGUCGAAAACCCGAGUAAAAUCAUGGAAGAUAAGUCUGUUCAAGUGUCUGUUGUUGAAGAUACUUCUGUUGAAGUUUCCAAUCAGCAUCUGGAAUUUUUUCUGGAUUACAGUGGCCAUAAACUGGUUCCAGUCGAAUUGAUUGAGUCGGUAACAGGAGAGGAUCAUAAAAAUGACAAUUUUAAGGAUUAUAAUACCAGUGAGAAUGAAAAAUCCUUUUUGGAUUCUGAAGUUAAAUUGGAUGUGGGAAACAGAAGUGUACAAGUAGAGGAUGAUGCAGAACUUGAUUUCGAUUUAAAUGAGGAACCUGCAUUCAGUUUGCUGGACUCCAUGGACGUAGAAGAGGCUGAAAAUUUUCGGGUUUUUCAUGCUAAAGAAUGUCAUUUUGAGAUGGCUGUGCUUAAGAAUGAUGCAGGUUUUUGUGUAUCCAAAACUCCAUUUGUAGAUGUAGAUGAGGAUAAAGUGAAGGCAGCUACAGAAGGUGGAAGCGAGCAUUCAAAUAUUCUUCCAGUUUCUGAAGAAGUUGCUCAAAGUCUGAUUAAAGAAACUGAAACUGAAGCGGAAGUCUCAAUUGGAACAGAAAUUCCUGAUUUAGAUAUAAUAGAUGAAAUUCAAAAUCAAGAAGCUAUCCCUUCAUAUGAAUGCCAUGAAGACCCUUCAAUUAGUUCUGCCAAUUUUCUUGAAGCAGAUAAUCAUGGUGGUAUGAUUCAGGAACAGACGGUAGAAUUGCCUGCCUUAUCAGUUCCAGAUAGUGAUCAUGUGAUGAACAAUCGACCAUCGUUUUGUUUGGAACUGAACGAGAUUGAAGAAGACAAGGUUCCUGAUACGCCUACUUCUGUGGAAAGUCUUCAUCAUCUGCACAAGAAAUUGUUGUUGCUCGAGAAAAGGGAUUCUGGGACAGAUGAAUCUUUGGACGGAAGUGUCACCAGUGAGUUGGAAGGUAGCGAGGGAGUUGUUACCAUUGAAAGCUUGAAAUUGGCACUGAGAGCUGAGCGAAAGGCUUUGCAGGCAUUAUAUGCUGAGCUAGAAGAAGAACGAAGUGCAUCUGCAGUGGCUGCAAAUCAAACAAUGGCAAUGAUAAAUCGACUCCAAGGAGAGAAGGCAGCAAUGCAAAUGGAAGCUUUGCAGUAUCAGAGAAUGAUGGAGGAACAGUCUGAAUAUGAUCAAGAAGCAUUGCAACUAUUGAAUGAACUUAUGGUAAAGAGGGAGAAGGAAAAAAAAGAGCUUGAGAAAGAGUUUGAGUUGUAUAGGAAAAAGGUGUUGGAUUACGAAACAAAAGAAAAGGUGAGGAUAUUGAAGAAAAGUAAGGAUGGAAGUACGCGGAGUGGGUUUUCCUCAGCUUCUUGUAGCAAUCUUGAGGAUAGUGAUGGAUUAUCUGUAGAUCUAAAUCAAGAAGUGAAAGACGAAGAGAGUUUCCAUAGCCAUCAAGACUUCGGAAACCACAAUACUCCCGUUGAUGCAGUUCUAAACUUGGAAGAAUCAUUAGCGGACUUCGAGGAAGAGAGGUUGUCCAUUCUAGAGAUGCUCAAGGUUUUAGAAGAAAAGCUCAUGACAUUGAACAACGAAGAUGAACAGAAGUUCGAGGAUGUCAGAGCAAUGGAAGAUGUCCAUGAAGAGAAUGGGAAUCACUUGGGUGAAAAUGGUCAUUUUAGUGAAGCUAAUGGGCAUGCAAAUGUUUUUUCUAACGUACUGAUGGGGAAACAUCAUUCGCGGAGAAAAAUCCUAGGUUCAACCCCAAAGUCACUUCUUCCACUGUUUGAUGCAAUUAAUGAAGAAAAUGGUGAUGUUACUCCGAAUGGGAACAUAAAUGGAUUUGAUUGUAAUGGUAAGGAGAAUUCUCACGAAACCAAGUUUGGAUUAGAGAACAAGAAGAUUGCCAUCGAAGAUGAGGUGGAUCAUCUUUAUGAAAGAUUACAAGCUCUUGAGGCAGAUAGAGAGUUCCUAAAGCAUUGCAUUAGCUCCCUACAGAAAGGUGACAAGGGAAUGGAUCUCCUUCAAGAGAUUUUACAACAUCUUCGUGAUCUACGUAACGUGGAGCUCCGAGUGAGAAAUUUGAGUGACAAAGCUAUACUGUGA
Molecule: messenger RNA, 2388 nt
Organism: Fraxinus pennsylvanica
Lineage: Eukaryota; Viridiplantae; Streptophyta; Magnoliopsida; Lamiales; Oleaceae
Source: the annotation of a GenBank genome assembly